CUUCAGACUUUGCGGCCCACCUUGCUUUACCUUGCAUAGGUAACUCCAGCGGGGCCGCCGGACCCAAGGAUUGCCUUGGGAACGGGCCUGCUGCAUGCGAUGAAAGUCUCACCUCUCAGGGAAGGCACAGCCAUGGCUUCCCCACCGCCCCGGGAGUUGGAGGAGGAGCUGGUGCCCGCUGGCUCCGAGCCAGGUGACCCUCGGGCCAAACCACCUGUCAAGCCCAAACCCCGGGCCCUGCCCACUAAGCCGGCCCUGCCUGCCAAGCCCACCCUGCUGGUGCCUGUCGGGCCUCGGCCACCCCGGGGCCCCCUGGCUGAGCUGCCUUCUGCACGGAAGAUGAACAUGUUGGCGGGCCCCCAGCCCUAUGGUGGCAGCAAGCGGCCCCUCCCCUUUGCACCAAGGCCCGCUGCCGAGACCCCUGAUGGAGGAGAAGCUGCUCGAGACAACGGAAAGGACGAGGCUGGCAAGGAGGAGGUACCCCCGCUGACCCCUCCAGCCCGAUGUGCUCCCCUGGGUGGCGUGCGCAAGGCCCCUGCCCCCUUCCGCCCUGCAUCGGAGCGCUUUGCUGCCACCACGGUGGAAGAGAUCCUGGCCAAGAUGGAGCAGACCCGUAAGGAGGUUCCCGCCAGCCCAGACCGACUCUGGGGCUCCCGGCUCACCUUCAACCACGACGGCAGUUCUCGUUACGGCCCCAGGACCUACGGCAUGGCCCCCAACCCCCGGGAGGAAGAUGGCGUGACCCUAUCCAGGGCAUGGCCCCAGGACGGGCUGGAGAAGUCUCCAGCUGAGAGCCAGGAUAAGCACAGCAAGACUCCCAAGGAGAGGAGCCCAGUUUCUGACGUGGCUUUCAACGGGGACCUGCCUCAGCCGGCCAGCUCUGAACCACCUGCUAGCGUUUCCAAGCCUCAGGACCCCUCGGAGCUGGCCCUUGCCUCAGACAACGGAGUUUGUGCUGUCAGUCCUGGUGAUGUCGCCAGCUCCGUGCCUGGUCCUCCCUGUCCAGGCUCACCUGAAGACAGCCCUCCCCACCCUGCUCUGCUCCCAGGAGCCCAGAGCCCUGAGGCUCCCAGGGCUUCUCCCCUGCCCCCGGUGACUCCCGAAUCUCCGAGGCCAGCCCUGCUGGACGAAGGUUCCUGCCACCCCCCUGACCCAGGGCUCCCUGCUGAGGGCGCUCCUGAGGUCCCAAGGCCCUGCAGCCUUACCUUGGAGAGGGACUUGGGGUGCCAGAGCCCCGAGCAGCCCCCAGCCAGCUCGCCCCGACGUCUGAUCGAGGGUGACGAGUUCCCUAACCUCAAGCAGACAUUUUUGUCGGAGGAAGCUGUGGUGGCUGAAGGUCCCCUGGACUUCCGCCCGGCCAGCUUGGCUCAGCGCCGGUUCUCUGAAGGUGUGCUCCGGCCACCCAGCCCGGACCGGGAGCGGCUGGGGGGCUCACUGGCUGCCCUGCCUCCGGCCCAGGAAAACCAGGUGGCCCUGGGUCGGUCCUUUGGGAGCGACACCGAGUCCAACUGGAGCCUCUCUCAGUCAUUUGAGUGGACCUUCCCCACGAGGCCCUCCGGCUUGGGCACUUGUCGACUGGACUCGCCGCCCCCCUCUCCCAUCACAGAAGCUACCGAGGCUGCCGAGGCUGCCGCUGAGGCCGGAUACUCCUCUGUAUCCAUCUGCAAAGCAGCGGUGUCUGAGCAGGAACAAGGGGUGCGGGCUGUGCCCGAGGGGCUGGGACAGCCGAGUUCCCAGCUGCAGGAGGGUGAUCCUGGAAUCUCCCCUACCCAGAAGGGUGACCCUCAGCCCCUGCCUACAGCAGGGGGCCUGCCUGGCCCCCCUACCUUGCUGCAGGCCCAGGAGAGGUAUGAGGAGCGGGAGCCCCUGGCUGGGCAGGAGUCCCCCCUUCCUCUAGCCACUAGGGAGGUGGCCCUGCCCAUCCUGGAGCCCAUCCUGGGGCAGCAGCAGCCAGCACCCCCUGACCAGCCCUGCAUCCUCUUUGCCGAUGCCCCUAACGCAGCCGGGCGGGUAUCGCCUUCGGAGGAGGAGGCUGUGACCCUGGCCCAGGCUGAGACCACCCAGCCCAGGAUGGAGGCCCAAGCCCCCUGCAGGGCCUCCCCAGAACCUGUGGGUCCUGGAAAUAGCUCCCGAUGGCUGGAUGACCUCCUGGCAUCGCCACCGCCCAGCACUGGCAGUGCAAGGCGGGGAGCCGGAUCUGAGCCGAAGGACGCACAGACCCCUGGCAGCUGCUCUGAGGGACUCCUAGGCUGGGCCCAGAAAGAUCUGCAGAGUGAGUUUGGGAUUGCCGCGGACUCUCAACCUACCAGAUUCAGCUCUUCUAGCUGGUCCCAAGACGCCUCCCAGGACUACAGCCUUGGGGGUGUGAGCCGCAGAGGAGACCCCGGCCUCGGGGAGAGUGACUGGGCCAGCAAGUAUGGGCAAGGAGUUGGGGAAGGGAGCUCCAGCAAGUGGGCCAGCCGGUGUGGCAUUGGCCCGGAGCCGGAGGCUGGCAGUGGCACGGGGAGGGAGGAUGCUGCCGGGGGUAGGCUCGUCGCCCAUGACCCGGUGAUUGGAAAGCCAAACCUGCUGGGCGCAGCACAGAGCCCCGAGGCCAUACCACAGGACUGGGAGUUCCAAAAACGAGACUCCCGAGGUACUUACUCUAGCCGGGAUGCAGAACUCCAGGACCAGGAAUUCGGGAAGAGAGAUUCUCUGGGAGCGUACACUGGACGGGAUGCAGGUCUGGGGGACUGGGACUUUGGGAAGAGAGAUUCUCUGGGUGCUUACACCAGCCGGGAUGCCCAUGACAAGCAGGACCCUGAGCUUGGGACGAAGGACCCACUUGGUCCCUACAGCAACCCGGAUGUGGACCAGCAUGGCCCAGGGUUUGAGGAGAGAGAGGCUGCGCUGGGCGCCUUGGGCGGGGUGCGUGAUGUGGAGGCUCAGGGCCUGGCGUUGGAGCCGGGUGCCUGGAUGAGCGGCUACAGCAGCGGAGGCAGUGCCGCCCUCCUCGCCUCCCAGGACCGUGGCUUCAGCGCUGGCUUCAGCCUGCAGGACGCCCAACAGCAGGACGAGGAGUUUGAGAAGAAGGUCCUGAGUGGUGGAGACAGCCGGAGCCGAACGAGUUCCGAUGCAGGCCACCUGGAAGCUGGGGAGCCCGAGGUCCUGUUCAGUGCCAGCAGCCCCCAGCCACAGGACAGGGUGCUCGGGCCGAGGGAGCCAGAUGGCAACACUGCCACCCCAGAGGUCAGCGGGCUGCAGGGCAGGCAGCAGGUGGGUGCCCAGAGCCCUGGCGACCCCGACCUGGAGGAGCGGGAGCAGGGGACGCGGGGCUGGGCUACUGAGUUCAGCCUCGGUGUUGUCCCAGCUCAGCCGACGGCAGUGGCAUUCAGUGCCGGGAGUCCAGACUGGAGUGACAGCUACUGCUCCGAGAGGAGCCCCCAGUUUGGCAUCAUUGGCAACGACAGAGCUGGCAGUGCUGGCCUGAGCCCUUCUGAUCAGGUGGGAGGGGGCCCCUUUGUGCCUCCAGGGAAGACCACAGCCAUGGACUGGACUGACCAGCUGGGCCUCAGGAACCUGGACGUGUCCAGCUGUUUGGGUGCUGAUGGCCCGAGUGAAACCAGAGAGGCUGCUGCGGGACAGAUGGGCUGGUCAGACAACCUGGGUCUGAGGGACGUGGAUCUCAGCUCUUUGGAGACGAGGGGCUCGGAGGAUCUCAGAGCGAUCAGAGUCAGGGAGGAGAACUGGACUUCUGAUGUCAGGGUGGAGGAGGCAGGAGGCCACUGUCAGGCCAGGGAGAGUGGCGUGGGGCAGACCGACUGGUCUGGCAUGGAGGCCGGUGAGUUCCUCAAGUCCAGGGAGCAUGGAGUGGGGCAGGCCGACUGGACGCCUGACCUUGGCCUGAGAAAUAUGGCCUCAGGCGCAGGCUGUAGCCCCGGGGAGCCCAGAGAGCUUGGGGUGGGCCAGAUGGACUGGGCCAACAACCUGGGCCUGAGGAAUUUGGAGGUACCCUGUGAUGAGGCAGGGGAGUCCCCUGAGCCACGAGGAUGUGGUGUGGGGCAGAUGGACUGGGCCCAGGACCUUGGGCUGCGGGACACGGAGUUUUCUGGGGGCCUGCCUCUAGCCCGUGAGCAUGGGGUGGGCGAGGUCAACCAGUGCCCAGAGCUGGACCACAGGAGCAACAGGGGCCUGUCACCAGACCUGGAGGCCAGGGACCUCUCAGAGGCCAGGGAGCUGGGAGUUGGCGAGACGAGUGUACCAGACACCCUGGCCGAAGAUGAGUCCUGGCCUUCCUCAGAGACCCAUCCCGCAGACCCCAGGAUGGAGACAGCAGACGACGACGUUGCUGGCUGUGGAGCCAGGUGCAGCCCACACAGCUUCCCUGCUCGCUCACCGCCCUCAGGCUCCCAGGACCUGCUGGAAGAGAUGCUGGCUGCCCACAGUGCCAAGAUUGUAGCCCACAGGGACUCGGGGACCUCAGGCCCCGGGUACCUGUCACAGGAGGGAGCAACCCUAGCUGCCGCCGACCAAGGGGAGCCCCUGGAACCUGGCAUGGACCCUCUGCCUUCCUGGAGACCCCAGCCUGAUGGUGAAGCCAGCCGGACAGAAGAAGUGGAUGGUGGCUGGAACCCCCCAGGGGCUGGCCGGGGUGAGCAGGGACCCGCCCGGACUCCUCGGCGGCCCCCUCCGUGCCCGACCCCCAGCUCCCCGAGUCAGGACUUCUCCUUCAUUGAGGACACAGAGGUCCUUGACAGUGCCAUGUAUCGGAGCCGUGCCAACUUGGGGCGCAAGCGUGGCCACCGUGCCCCUGCCAUCCGGCCCGGUGGCACCCUGGGACUCUCGGAUGCAGCGGACUCGGACACCCGCCUGUUCCAGGACUCCACAGAGCCACGUGCUUCCCGAUUGCCAUCAUCUGACGAGGAGGUGGUAGAGGAGCCUCAGAGCCGCCGGACCAAGAUGUCCUUGGGCAGCAAGGGGUUGAAAGUCAACCUUUUUCCUGCCCUGAGCCCAUCUGCCCUGAAGGCUAAGCUGCGCCCCCGGAAUCGCUCAGCUGAGGAAGGGGAGCCGGUGGAGAGCAAGUCAACCCAGAAAGAGUCUGCGGUUCAGCGCUCCAAGUCCUGCAAGGUUCCCGGGCUCGGGAAGCCCCUCUCGUUACCUCCCAAGCCAGAGAAGUCCUCAGGGUCAGAAGGGUCAUCCCCCAGCUGGCUGCAAGCCCUGAAGCUGAAGAAGAAGAAGGUCUGAGAAGGCCUGGAGGCCCCUCCCAUCUGGCAGUCUCAGGCAGUGCUGUUCCUGUGGGGUCCCCCAGCGAGGAGACAGCUGGACCCACCGUGACCAGGCUGCAGCCUCUGCCCCUCCCACCUCUGAGGAGCGUCUGAGGAGGCACAUUUAUGCACUUUGUACCCCCCCCAUCCCCCUGCCCAAGCCACCCUGGCUCAGUCAUCAGUGGUUGAAGGUUCCGUCCCUCUCUCCGCUCCUGCUCUGCUUCCUCCUCCAGCCUCAUGUGGGUUUUCUUUUGAUACCAAUUUAUAGCAUUUUUUAUAAAAGCCUUUGAUUUUUGUAAUGGGUGGAGCUUGCCCCAGCCCCACCCCUCUUCCUCCACGCCCUGUCAGGUGCCCCACAGAGACCAAUGACGUUUUGCCACUUGAAACAAUAAAGAUUUUUCGGAA
Molecule: messenger RNA, 5648 nt
Organism: Echinops telfairi (small Madagascar hedgehog)
Lineage: Eukaryota; Metazoa; Chordata; Mammalia; Afrosoricida; Tenrecidae
Gene: CNOT12
Product: tankyrase 1 binding protein 1
Exons: 12
Coding region: 100-5223 (1707 amino acids)
Biological process (GO): cellular response to ionizing radiation; double-strand break repair
Cellular component (GO): heterochromatin; nucleus
Source: RefSeq, a predicted model, not a curated record